Paramecium sonneborni is the source of this 417-nucleotide messenger RNA. The record is from the annotation of a GenBank genome assembly. NCBI's taxonomy places the organism in Eukaryota, Ciliophora, Oligohymenophorea, Peniculida, Parameciidae.
AUGUAAUAACAUCAAUCAUAACCAACGUUUAAUCCUAAGCACUUGUUUACUAUGAAAAAGUAUUUCAAUGGGUAUGUGCAAUAAAACAGAUUUUUUCACAAAAAAACUGAAACAAAAUCUGACAGUGGAAGUGAUGUAUUUAAGGAUAUCUAAUAACUGCCGCAAAUAGUAUAAAGAAUUGAUAGAAGAAUUGAGAAUGUGAACUAUAAAUAUAAAAGUGCUCCUAUGAUUGAAAAGAAGAAACAGAACUUACGCAAACUCUCUUUUCCAGUACUUAAGUAUUCCCCGACAGAGAAUUAAGUUUAAUUGUAGAAGAUUAAAGAUCUGAUAGAAUAGCACACCUCAAGAGUUAUUGUAAAAGAUGACAUGCUCAAACAUAUGGUUGGUUAUAGCAAGAUUUCGCAGAUGAUUAUUUGA